Dichotomopilus funicola is the source of this 1386-nucleotide messenger RNA. RefSeq lists its product as uncharacterized. Lineage: Eukaryota; Fungi; Ascomycota; Sordariomycetes; Sordariales; Chaetomiaceae. The transcript has a single exon. The record is from RefSeq and is a predicted model, not a curated record. Bases 1 to 1386 code for a protein of 461 amino acids. Gene Ontology annotation, biological process: positive regulation of mitochondrial translation.
AUGAGGCAUCUGCUGCCAAAUUUGGGGCUGGGGGCGUCCAGUGCCCGCGGCAUCACGAGUUGUAGUAUGAAUUUGAGGACGAUGCUCUUCUCCCCCGCUUGCCGGCCUUUGCUCAACCCACGGCACGUUCAUCCCAUGCCUCCCGCCGAUAUCCCACGCCGCAGGAACUUCUUUACUUCCAAUGUGCUCUUGCAACAGAACAGCAGUGACCCGCCGGCUCGCGAGCCCAAGGCGGGGAAAUCCACCGACGACAACCCCCCGACGAAGCCGGCCACCCCCACCAACAAGAAGCGCAAGCCCCCGCUCAAAAACUCGCUGCACCGCGUUGCCAUCGUCGCUCAGAAAGGCGUACCGGCCAAGAAACCGCCGCCGGCCGCCGAGUCAGUCCCCGGCGCCGAGGGUAGUUCCACUGUCAGCGCCGUGUGUGUGGCCGAGACCUUUGACAUGGAUCGAGUGGAGGACAUCCUGAAACAUCACGGUUUCUUAAUCGAUCCCGACGGCAACGGGUUCGAGUCCCAUGAGGUUGUGCACGCUCGGGGCUUCAACACUGGCGAUAUCUUUGUGUUCCCCUCAGGCACCGUUGUUACCUGGGGGCUUCCGCCUGAUAUCGUCAACAGCCUGGCCACAAAACAUCUGCUCCCGGCCGCCGAGACACCCUUUAUCGAGCAGAAGGAGGAGGAGGAUCUCGAGUUUCUGGUCGACCCGGAGCAGGAAGAGAGCCGUGUCACUGGCGAUGUCGUGGUGCUCGGCACACGCCGUGAGGUCGUGGCCGGCGACCGGCUCGAAACCACCCUCGCCAAGAUCGCCUUCUCCUCGGGCCUAGCCCGCAGCACCAAGCUAGCCGUGCUUGAAAGCUCACUAACUCGCUACCUCGAAAGCACCCGGAAUAUCCCCGACCGCUUGUCGCAAGGCCUGAGCGCCCCGCUCUCGCGGGGCAUGAUUUUGCAAAAGGCCGGCGAACUGCUCAACCUGCGCAGCCAGCUGAAUCACUACAAUGACUUAACCGACGCACUGCCCGACAUCUUCUGGGACACCGAGGAGAAGCUCGAGACCUACUACGCCAAGAUCGGCAAGGCCCUCGACGUCGGCGUGCGCAUCAAGACCCUUAAUGACAAGAUGACGUACGCCCAGGAGGUCGUGACCGUCGCCCAGGGUGUGCUUGACAUCAGCGAGAAGCUGUCUAGCGAAGCGCACAGUACCCGUCUCGAAUGGAUCAUCAUCGUUCUCAUUGCCAUCGAGGUCGUCUUUGAGCUGCGCCGUUUGUACAUUGAGCGUUACGACCACUUUCAUACCGAGCUGCUCGACGAGUUGAGGGCGCUGCGGGCUGAAAUGGGGAGUCGGCAGGGACAACAAAGUAAACAAAAGACACGGGAUGGAUCGGAUUAG